CCAACAACACAAACAUUUUAAUUUGAAUCUACCCAGUUUUGUAUAAUGAAAAGAAAUACAUCAUUUUAAUUCAACCCAAGUGUUUUCCAACCAGAUUGUAUUUGCUUAAAUUGCUACAGUAAUUCAAGGGACAACCCUGUCUGGGUACAGUUACUGUGGAUCUUUUAAGAGACUCAGUUAAAGAGUUAGGAAUUUCUGAUUCAUUUAAAGGAUUUGCAAAUUCAUCAACUCCUGAAAACUAAAGCAAAUUCAACAGGACAAAAAAAGAACAUGAGCUUUUUAAGUACAGUAUCUGUCCUUUUCUUCCUCUUUGAAGUGAAGGUAGAUUGCCAAUAUGAAAUUUAUCAGUGGGAUGAAGAUUAUGACCCAUCACCAAAUGAAGAUUAUGAACCAGAAUUCCAAUUUCAUCCAAAUGUAGAAUAUGGAAUUCCUUAUCAACAUAUUUUAGGCUGUGCCAGUGAAUGCUUCUGUCCAAUUAAUUUUCCAUCAUCAAUGUAUUGUGAUAAUCGCAAACUCAAGACGAUCCCAAAUAUUCCAAUGCACAUUCAGCAACUCAACCUUCAGUUCAAUGAAAUUGAGGCUGUAACAGCAAGUUCAUUCACCAAUGCAACUAAUCUUAGAGAAAUUAACCUCAGUCACAACAAAAUUAAAUCUCAAAGUAUUGAGUAUGGUGUGUUUUCUAAGUUUUCAAAUCUCCUACAACUUCACCUUGAGCAUAACAAUUUAGAAGAAUUUCCAUAUCCUCUUCCUAAAUCUCUGGAAAGACUCCUUCUUGGUUACAAUAAAAUUUCCACACUGCAGACAAAUGCCAUGGAUACACUAGUAAACUUGACCAUGCUUGAUCUCUGUUAUAAUCAUCUUCAUGAUUCUAUGUUAAAAGAAAAACACCUUGCCAAGAUGGAAAAAUUGAUGCAGCUCAACCUAUGCAAUAACAGACUGGAAUCAAUGCCACCUGGACUGCCUUCUUCACUUAUGUAUCUAUCUUUAGAAAAUAAUUCUAUUUCUUCUAUACCAGAGAAUUACUUUGACAAACUUCCAAAACUUCAUGCUCUAAGAAUGUCACACAACAAACUGCAAGAUAUUCCAUACAAUAUUUUUAAUCUUUCCAACCUUAUAGAGCUCAAUGUUGGACACAACAAAUUGAAGGAAGCAUUCUACAUCCCAAGAAAUUUGGAACAUCUAUACCUAGAAAAUAAUGAAAUAGAAAAUGUCAAUGUGACAAUGAUGUGUCCCUCUGUUGAUCCACUACAGCAGCAUCAUUUAACAUAUCUUCGUGUGGACCAAAAUAAGCUAAAAGAGCCAAUUAGUUCAUAUAUUUUCUUCUGCUUCCCUCAUAUACACAGCAUUUAUUAUGGUGAACAAAGAAGCACUAAUGGUCAAACAAUACAAUUAAAGACGCAAGUUUUUGGGAGAUUUCAAGAUGAUGAUGAGGAGGAGGAGGAUAUUGAUAAUUAUGACAGUACUCACAUGACUCCAGAACAAGAAGGGUCAGAAGAACACGUGGACCCUAAUUACUAUGAAGUUCAAGAAUGGCUAGAAAUUAUCUAGGUAUACAUUUGUGAUUCUAUAAAGCCACAUUACACAAUAUAAAUCUAAAUAUACAUCACUCAAAGUAAUAUAUUUAGAAUUAUGUAUUAGUAUUGCAUUUGAGUUGCUGGAGGCAAUUACAUCAUUACAUUAGAACUUAAAAUGAUAUAAAUGUUUAGAAAUAUAAAUUAGAAUAAAUGGAAACAAAACUCCUACAUUUUAAUGGCUUGUUUUUAAACCUAGAAAUUUCAUCAUCCUGGGGAGAAAAGUGUCAUUUCUAGUAAGAGUAAUGUUUCUAAGAAUGAUGAAAAAGUGAAAUUGGCAGUGAAGACCUGAAAGCAAUGUUGUUUCAAUUGCUAUGACGAUAAUACAUGACAGGUGGGCACACUAGCACAAGGACAGCCACUCAUUUAAAGAAAAGACUAUUUUCUUUAACUGUCUCCAUAAAAGCUUUCACCUUUGUAUUUGUGAUUAUCUCACUGUGACACCAUCCCACUUCUUCACUUAGAGCACAGAAGGAUAACUUUGAUUUUCAAGAGACCACUACACUAUGAAGUAGAGCAAGCAGACUGGUGAAAACCAAGUGUUCUCAUUCUUCUCAGAGCACCAAAACAGGAACUCUGAAUUUGGGUAACUAAAAAUCACCAAACUAUUGUAGUAUGGUCUGUAUUUUAGCAAAUUUCAGCAACUCCUCAAAAUAAAUCUUUAUUGUGUUUCAUUUUAACUGGGAUAAAUGUUUUUAUAGUAAAUUAGAGAAAGCCCUCUGUUUUGGUGACAAAAAACUUUGCUAAUAACUGC
Octodon degus (degu) is the source of this 2325-nucleotide messenger RNA. RefSeq names its product osteomodulin (gene Omd). The coding region runs from base 271 to 1548 and encodes 425 amino acids. Lineage: Eukaryota; Metazoa; Chordata; Mammalia; Rodentia; Octodontidae. The transcript has 3 exons. Gene Ontology annotation, molecular function: protein binding. The record is from RefSeq and is a predicted model, not a curated record.